Messenger RNA from Schistocerca americana (American grasshopper), 7602 nucleotides. It is a transcript of the gene GCC185, whose product is annotated as GRIP and coiled-coil domain-containing protein 2. The transcript has 21 exons. Bases 98 to 7192 code for a protein of 2364 amino acids. Lineage: Eukaryota; Metazoa; Arthropoda; Insecta; Orthoptera; Acrididae. The record is from RefSeq and is a predicted model, not a curated record.
GGAUUAGAUCUUUGGGAAAUGCGUAUAAAUUUGACACUAGUGUUUAGUGAAUGAAAACAGUGUAUUGGUAUUGAUGUUUUGUUGAACGUGUUUUGUAAUGGAGGGUCAAGAAAAAGCAGUUGAAACGAAGGACACAGACACUUUACAGAGGAAACACCCCUUUGAUAAUCUUUCCAAAGAAGAACUGGUCAAGAAAUGCAAACACUUUUUGAUGCUGGCACAAAAAGCAAAGCAAGCAAAAGAUGAUGCGAAUGAGGAAAUACAGCGCCUGAAAGAAGAACUAGCAAAAUAUGAGGGAACAACAGAAAUGAAGUCAAAGGAAGCACCAAAACAUACUGAUGCCACAAGCAUGCAGGAGAUGAUAGACACUCUCACUGAGCAAAAGCUCUCUCUUGUUAUUGAGAUGGACAAAGUGCUGAAACAAAGUGCAUCAGUAGAACGCCAGUUGGAGCAAGUGAAACAAGAUGAACGGAAAGCAAGGCAACAGGUGAAUCAAUUGACUAAUCGUGUGCAGGAGCUUGAGACAGCACUUGAAAGUGCUCAUCGACAGGUUAAACGCCUUACAAGAGAAAAUGAUGAUUUACUUCAGCAGCUGGACACUGUGGAAUUAGAACUGCGGUCUCUGAGGGAUCGGGGAAUUGAGAGGACUGAAAGCAUCAAGGCUAAACAGAGAAUAGUGGCUGUAGAAAAUGAAAUGGCAAUAUUACAGGAGGAGCUGGAUAGGGUAAAUGAAGAGAAUAAAAAGAAAAAUGAUCAAAUGAAACAGUUACAUGAUCAAUUCAGUCAGGAAAAAUUGGCAUAUGAAGAGCAGUUCAAACGAAGGCAAAUUUCUUGGGAAGAGAGAAUAUGUGAACUUCAGGAUCAGUUUAAAAAAGAGAAGUCUGUGUUUGAACAAACACUUGAACAAGAAAAGAAAACUAUGGAAGAUACUUUGAAACAUGAAAUUAUUUCUUGGAAAAAUAAGUUAAAUGAAUUGAAAGAACAGUUCCUAACUGAAAAGCAGGAGAUGGAACUUAAUGCAAAGCAACAGGUCUUAACAUUAUCUGAACAGUUUGAAAACGAAAAAUUGUCUUUGGAAGAGAAACAUAAGCAACUUAUAAGGGAAAUGGAGGAACAGAAAAUUAAGGAAAUGAAGACAGUUGAGGAAGGGUACAUCCAAAAAUUGCAGAAUCAGGAAGAAACCUUUGCUGAAGAGAAACAGGCAUAUACAGAAAAUUUCAAACAGCAGUUACUAACUUGUGAGAAACAUUACAAGCAAGAAUUAAAACUUCGCGAAGAAAAAUUUGCGCAGAAACUUAAAAAGUGUGAAGAGAAAUUUUGUGAAGAAUUUCACAUUGUUGAAGAUAAAUUUCUGAGAGAGAGACAUGCUCUUGAGGAGCAACUAAAACGACUACAAGAAAAGGCUGCAGAGGAGAAACAGUGCCUAGAACAGAAAUAUAAUGCAGAGAUUGCAGAGUUGGAAAAAAAAUUUGAACAAGAGAAAACUACCUUGAUGGAUAAGUUGAGAAAGGAAAAACAUAUAUUUGAGGAAAAGUUGCAGAGAGAGAAAAAUAUUUUGGAAGAGAAGUAUCGGAAGGAAAUUGAGAGUAUUAGUGAAGCUAGGAAUAAUGUAAAAGAUGCCAAUCUUGAAAUAGAAAAGUUGACUCGAGAGAUACAGAACUUAUUUGAAGAAAAGGAACAGUUUGCAACCCAUGUACAUAAUCUUAAAGAAACAUUGAAAUAUACAAAUGCUGAGAAGGAUGCGUAUUUUCAAGUGAAGGAAAGGCUGAAACAUGAUAAUGAAAGCUUAUUAGAUCAACUCAAAGCAAUAAUGAGUGAAAAGGACAGAGUUGUUAGUGGAAUAGAAAAUGUGAAACAGAACAAUGCUGAACUCAACCAGCUAAUCCAGAGUCUGGGAGCUGAACGGGAAUCAUUUCUUAAAGACAUUGCAAAGCUGAAUAUGGAAAAGAAAAAGCUACUUGAACGUUUGGAUGUUUUGGAAGCAGAUAAUUCUGCAAUAAUUGAAGAUAACUGUUAUUUAAAAUCUGAACUGCAAAAACUAAAAGAACUGCUGGAGAAGAUAACAGCUGAGAAAAUUUUAAUAUCUGAGGACAAUGUGUGCUUAAAAUCUGAAAAGCAAAAACUGAAUGACUUGUUGGAAAAGGUAAGUGUUGAAAAGAUAGUUAUUUCAGAAGAGAAUUCUUGUUUGAAAGCAGAAAAGGAGAAGUUGGAAACGACUCUAGAGUCAGUAAAUGCAGACAGAACAGCUGUUCUAGAAGCUAAUACAGGUUUAAAAGCAGAAAAGGAAAAAGUAAAUCAUGAGUUGCUUCAAGUAAGAGCAGAAUGUGAAUCUCUACAUUCAGAAAUGGCUAAUGCAAUGGAUAUGCUUAAUAAUGCUGUACAUAAUCAUUUAUUAGAUAAGUUAAAAGUGGAAAGAUUGGUACCAGAUAGCAAAGAAAAUGAACAAGGGAGUGCUGAUACAUUAGUGCAAGUAAAUGAACCCAAAACAUGUGCAACACUUUCAGAUAUAAUCACAAGUCUCUGUGAGAGCCUCGAAAGAAUUUCAGUUACAAGAAACAGUGCCUCUUCAGCAAACGUUAGUGAUUACAGUGGCAGCAAAGAGGUGACUGAAUCAGAUUCCCAAGAAAAUAAGAGCAGUAUCUCAGGCCACAUUCAGAAUUCUGAUGCUUCAAGUGAAAAUGGAACAUCAGUUGAAGGUGACAGGUACAGAGAUGAGAUACAGAAGCUACACUCAGAGUUAGAACAUUUAAAUUCAGUUAUUUCUAAUAUGGAAGCACAUGGUGAGGAACUGCAAACUGAAAAUGAUAGUCUGAAGGAGGGAAUUAGACUACUAAUUUCAAAUGUUCACUCUGAUUUUCCACCACAAUAUAAUUUAUCCGAAACUGUUUCAGAAGUCCGGUACUUUAACAAUGAAACAUUAGACAAGCUAGGAGAUAUUUUAGGAAAGGAACAAGCAGAGAAAUUUAUAGAAAUAUUUUGUACAGUGAAACGACAAGCUCAAGAAAUCAAUAAUCUCAAAUAUGAAAUUGCUUCUAUUACUGAAAUGAGUCAGCAGGAAAAAACAGAUUCAGGAGAAAAGUUAUUAACAGACUUAAAAAGUUGCCAAGAUGAUAUCAGAAAUAAGGUUGAAUUGAUUAGCCAUAUAGAGGAAGAGCUGAGCCAGUUUCUGGGCACACAGAUUUCUUUUCAGUAUAACAGUGAAAGUUUAGCCAAUUUACGGAAGGAACUUUCAGAAAAGAAAAAUGUUUUGGAACAAAAUUCUGAAGAGGUACUGGAGCUGCAAAAUUUGAAAGCAACUUUGGAUUCUAAGUCAAAGGAAUAUGAAAAGCUGCGUAGUGAACUAUUAUUUAUUCAGGAUGUCUCUAAAGACAAAGAAAGAGAACUGAAUCUUCUGAAGGAACGACUGGAAAACAUUGAAGAAAAACACAAAUCUGAAAUCUGUGCUUUGCAAGAAAGACAUUUUGAAUGUGAGGAUGUUCUGAGUGCAAUGAAAGAAGAAGGAUUUUUGUCAGAUGGCAUGGAAGAAAACUCAUUGCAUAGUAAAGAGGCAGUAAUGGCCAUUAUAAGGAAGCUACAUAACCAGCUUGGUGAGAGAACUUCAGUUAUUGAGAAGUUGGUGCAGCAGUGUGAAACAUCAAAGAAUGAAUUAUCUAGACUGCAUGAUGAUUUGAAAUUAAUAAGACAGGAGCGUGAUCAGUUCGAAUCAAAUGCGUCCCAUUUUAAAAACUUGGUAGAAACAAACAAUGAGGAACUGAUCUCUUUAAAACAGUCAUUUGUCGAUUUAAAAUCCCAGUCUGAAAGCUGCAUAUCUGGUUUACAGAAUAACUUGAGGGAUGUGCAGACUGAGUGUUCCAUGUACAAGAAAUUAGUAGAGGAGCAGUGUAAUGAUACUGAUAGCACCAAAGCUCAGCUCAUGCAAGUAAUAAGUCAAAGUGAUGAAGUAAUGGUAGAAUUAAAGAAAGUGCAAGAUGAAUUAAGAAAUACUACUGAAAGGCUGAUGGCAAAAACCAAAGAGGCUGAAGAAGUUAAGGAAAUAACAAAUGCUUUAGAAAAGAAAAAUUCAGCAUUGUUGGAUGAAAUGAAUAAAAUUCAAGAUGAGUACAACAGCCUAAAAAUGCAAUUUGUCGCAAAACAGGAAGAAGUUCUAUCAUUGGAAAACCAGUUAAAUACAUGCCAUAAAACAAUUGAAGAUCUUCAGAAAGAUUUAAAUUUGUCUACAGAAAAGUGUGACAAUAAGUCCAAAGAGUGUGUUGCACUUUCUGCUGAAAUUAGUGCCCUUAAAAAUUCUGCAGCUUCAGAACUGAAUUCAGUAAGAGAGAUGCAUGACAUUGCCAUACGGAAAAUGCAGCAUAUGGAGAGAGAGCUAAAUGAAGCAGACAAUAGAUUUAAAUGCCAGACUGAAGAAUUAAAACAAAAAACAAAAUUACUGGAGGAAGAGAAACAGUCAAAGGAGGAGCUGAAUAGAAACCUGAUGAAAAUUAAGACUGCUUCUAAACAGCUGAAUUGCAGUUACAUUGAAUUAAGAAAACAGUCAACAUCUUUCCAAGCAGUACUGCGUGAACAGAUUGUUGUGGCAACCGCAACACUACACACUAUAAUUGAUCGACUGGCACAGUCACAAGCAGUAGAGAGUGUGGGCAUUCUGCAUGACAUGAAUGAAAUGAACCAGGCAUUAAAACUUCGUGGUGAAACAAUUUCAAAGCUUCAAGAGGCUGUUAGUGACCUAGAGCAGCAGUUGCAAGAGACACGAAAGCGUUUAGCAUCUACUCAAGAAGAAUUGCAAACAGUGGCAUCCUCCCUGGACAAAAAGAUUGUGGAAGUGCAGUCACUUGAGACAGAAAAUUCUCAACAGAAGGAAGAAAUAGCACAGAUGAGAAGCCGCCUAACAGAAUUUGAAAAGGAAGCUGCAGUGGAUGUUGCUCGCAGUGAGGUCACAAGCAACAGCACGAUCAGCAAAACUGAAGAACAAGCACGUCUUAAGGAUCUUGAAGAUACAUUUGAAGAACGCUACACAAAGCUGCGGACAGUUGCGGUGAGGCUGAAGAAGCGUGUGGCGGAGCUUACAGCCCACCUGACUCAGCUGGAAGCUGAACGCAAUAAACUGUUAACUGAUAAACAAGAACUUCAAGCAUGUGUCACACAGAUGUCAGCACAAGCAAAACAUCUUCAGACUCUUCAACAGGAGUACGACAAGUUACAAGACACACUAGAGCAACAGAAAGCUGAAAUGAGCAAAGCUAAGAAGAAUCAAGACACUGCUCUGGCAGACUUAGAAAAGCUAAGGAAACAUCUAGAACAGUGUCUUGAGGAAAAACUAAAUGUGGAAAAACUUCUAGAAUCCUGUAGUAGUGAAAAGUUGACCCUGGAACGAACAUGGAAGGAACAAACUAAUCAACUGAAAAAUUUGAGAAAGGAGGUGGAGUUACAGAAUAACAGUUACAGAGAAAAAGAAAUAACAGUGUCUCAGUUACAAGAACAACUGAACAAACUCCAACAGAAGUUGUCAGAGGAAGAAACAAAUCACCAAGCAACAAAGGAAGCUCUUGAAAUGAGUAUGCAGGAGUGCAAGAAGAACUCAUUGUUAACAUUGGAGAUGGAUGAUUAUGAGAAAAGACUGUCCCAGUUGACACAACAACUGGAAAAAGAAAAGGCACGUGUUUCAGAGCUAGAGAGCCAUUUGAACACACAGAGAGAAAUUGAACAAGGGCUUCAUCAGCAGAUAAAUUUGUUGGAACAACGUGUCACAGCAGAAGAGACACGCAACAAAGAAGCCAAGGAACAGUUGAAUAUAAUUCGACAGCGAUUGUGUGAAGCAGAAUCACUCUCCAAAGAAAAGGAAGCUGUCUUGCAGGAUGCAAAGAGGUAUGCAGAAAAUCUGAGAGAGGAAUUAGAAGCUCAACAGUUGGAGUUAGCUGCUACUGCAGCUGAAAAACAGAAGAUUGAGGCUAACAGUCACAAGCAGCAGACUGUGCUUAUUGAGAAGGUUUCUGUAUUAGAAGAACAACUAGAAAAAUUGCAGCAUGAAAGAGACAAAUUUUCCACAGAAUUAGCAGAGGUGCAUAGUGAGUUUGAAAGUUACAAAAUUCGUGCUGCAAGUGUACUGAGGCAGAAGGCUCGCCCUGAAGAAACUGCUCCAGUCGCAGAAGAUGGAGCCCAGCAGGAAAUUGCACAACUUCGAAAAACAAAUGAUAUGCUUCGAGGAAAACUCGAAGAAAUGAGCACAGAGAUAGCUUUAUUGGAGCAAGAACUGUCAUCAGUCCGACAGGAGCGUGCACGAACUGCAGAUCAAGUUCAGGAACUCUUAAGCACAGUUUCGACUCUGCAACAGCAAGUAGAACAGUUACAAGAGAAAGCACGUGAUACAGCUCUGCAACAUGCAGAAGUGCUUCGUAACCAGAAGCUGCAUACGGACACACUUGUGCUUUGUUAUAAGAAACAGAUUAAAGAACUGGAAGAGCGGCUAGCAGAUGAAACUACUGCUAUUAAACAACAAUUAGAGAGGACUGAGGAGAAACUUAGGGUUACACAUAAACCUGUAAUUGAAGUACCAGAAAAACAAUUGAAGAAUGAAGCCAGCUCUUUCACAACUGUUACAAGCCAAAAUAUGGAAAUUGCAUUACUUGAAAGAGAGGAGUGCGAGGGUUCAGAAAACGUGGAUUCUAUGUCACCGCAUCUUAGCAGUGCUAGAGACCUGCCUAAAGAACCUGUGCCUCUGGAAAGGCUGUUGGAGUCUCCAGUUGAUGUAGAUGGCUUACCAUCUCAGGAGACAGAGAUCACAAAUACAGGAGAGCAUACAAGUCCUGAGGCAGCACUCCAAGAUUCUCAACUGCAGUUGAGAGCAGCAGAAGCAAGAGGACGACAUUUGGCAUCCCUGCUGAGUGAAGCUGAGAGGGAGCUGGCUUUAUCUCAACAACAAGCUAAAUUGCUCAAAGACGAAUUGAGGCGUAAUCAGCGCAGUGCUGAACGUGAGCAGCAUGCUCACAAUCUGGAAUAUCUCAAGAAUGUGCUGCUUAAGUUUGUCACAUUGCAGGGUGGAGAUGAAAGGACACGUUUAGUGCCUGUUCUCAACACUAUUCUGAAACUUAGUCCAGAGGAAACAAACCAAUUACUGGCAGUCUCUAAAGGUGGAGUGGAUGCAUCAGGCAGUGGACGAGGCUGGGGAAGUUACCUUCCUAUCUGGCCCAGUCUAUAGCAUCUGCCUUUACCAUUCCCUUCUUGGAUAUGACAGGCAUAUUAAAAAAAAGCACUUUUCAUGCAUUUGGUAUGGAUUGUGGUUGCCAUUUCAUUGCAUGAACAAGGUACUUAAACUCUGAGAUGUUCUUAAGAGUUGUUUCCAUAAACCUUAGUCAAUCAUCAUACAGAGUACCUGACCUGAUAUACAUCAGCUGCACAUUCUUUGCAUCAUUAUUGAUGCCACUUAAUGUAAGAAAUUUGUAUAUAUGAGAACUCCUUCUUAGUUAGAAAAGAUGAAAGCAAAGGAACACUACUUCAAUUUCAGAGCAUACUUGCUAUAGAUAAUUGUAAGUUAUUGUUUAUAAAGAGGUGAAUGGAAAAAAGAGUUAAAUGUGUGUGUGUGUGUGUGUGUGUGUGUGUGUGUGUGUG